AUGGAGCUGCAAGUUGAGCGCACCUGGUUUCAAACCACUUCCGCUCGCAACUUACAUUUCCAACGCUUUGGGUUUGCCUGGGAAAAGAGUAUAUCAAAUAAUCUAGCAAAAUCCUGUGCUGAUGGAUUCGAGCGGCUCCGACGUCUGCGGACUCGACAUCAAUACAGGCAUCAGGGAAGGGUAGUCGGGCUGGGUUAUUCCUGUGAACUACCACGGUCCCUUCUCCAAGGCAGUAAAACCAAUGGCCCCGACUUCCCGGGGGAGAAGGCUUAUUUUCCUGCAUUGUCUGACUCCCGAAGUGCUGAUCAAGGGAACGACCGCGAUUAUCACCGGGACAUAAUCUUCGAGAAAGUGCGACACGAAUUUGGCAGUAAUAGGGUAGUCCUGGUGCUCGACAAUGCUCCGUAUCAUUCCAAACGGUUGGAUCGAAUACCGACGUCAGUGGACAAGAAAGACGCAAUGGUGGCAUUCCUGAAACAACAGAAAAUCGCCAUUGAUUUCACGUGGUCGAAGAAGUUGUUGUUGCAGUCAGUCCGUCACCACACCGCUGGGAGAGAAGAAGAGUAUCAAACGUACGUUGACGACAAAAUUGCGCAUGACAGGAAGUUUUGGGCGAUAGAGCUCUUCUGGGGUUGGCUGGAAAACGAGGUCACGAAGGAGCAAUGCAAACUGGUUGAGAAGUUUAUAUAUGCUCGCGACAUUAAACCUUUCCAACCUGCAGCUGCUGCAGAAGCAGGAUGCCAGCUUGGUGGUCACAGCGAUUUUGAAACCUCCGCGACGGAUGACGAGGAGCAGGCAGCGCAUAUUAGGAAAAAUAUUUGUAAAUAUUGUUUCAUUUGUAGUUAUUAUUUAAUUUGUAAAUACUGUUCUUUUGUAAAUAUCAUUAAAGUUCUAUGUAUAAUAAAAUGA
Messenger RNA from Enterobius vermicularis (human pinworm), 909 nucleotides. The record is from the annotation of a GenBank genome assembly. NCBI's taxonomy places the organism in Eukaryota, Metazoa, Nematoda, Chromadorea, Rhabditida, Oxyuridae.